AUGGCCGCUCCUCUAUUUGCGGAUAUCGACUUAACACAUCUAAGUGAAGAGCUAAAUUCCGUCCACACACUCGCUAAUCCUGCCAGCAAUGAGAACAUUUCUCACUUUCAACUAUCAGAGAGGGAUCUUCUGAACUCUCUUAUUCGUUCAGGGGACCAACAACUGUCGGUGAAUCCAGCACCAGGCACUGAGUUCGUAGACUCCGAUGACCUGUGGGACUCCUUGUCAUCACUGUUACCGGACAGAUCCACGCAGACUGGCGAUGAAAUAUUAGCUAGUUCAAACGAUGAGAGCGACGUAUUUGGAUCAUCUUUGUACAACGCCCUUUUUUUCUCUAUCGUCAACGGUUUUGCUGGUCUCGAAGGCCUGCCUGCCGGGUCCCUCAUAGGGACAUUGAAAAGCGUGCCCAACAUACGAGAGCGGCUUUCUCGAUAUAUUUGUUCGCAACCACCCCCUUUCGGGAGAUCUCUCAUAGACAAUCUAUUCCGAGCGGCUGUCGAGGCUCUUGACGAGGAUGCGGUCAUGAUCACGUUUCACAUUGCUGACAACUUGCCGGAAGUCCUGCGAUACGGGAUCGACCAGUCCAUUGCUUGCAAAGCUUUCGAUGGGGAUAGGAUGUACACACCAAUUAUGUUCGCAACCAAAUUUCGUCAUGUUGGUAUCGUACGAGCACUUCUUGACAGGGGUUAUGGCCUGGAAAGGACUUUUGGAGACCACAAAGACGAAGACCAUGACGAAGAAUGUGGGCUGUUGGAUAUCGCCCUUCGACAAAAUGAAAACUUUGAAACUCUGGAUAUUACACUUAUUGAUCUAAUUGUUGAGAAUGGUGCACAUGUGCGGCCAAGGCACGUUCUGACUGCUGCACGCUGGGGGGAAGUAGAACUGACAAAACGCUUGCUUUCCUUCACUGGACGUUCAGAACAUCAUGCCUUUUUCGGCUAUGAAGAUGGCAGGAUAAGUGAUCCGCCCCCACCAGGUGCUGGUGUAUUUUAUCAUCUUGUUAAAUUCCCAAACGAUGAUGCCUUCGAGAUCUUCGUCACGAUCUUCCACCUAUGCGAGGAUUUCGCAUGCCAGCAAUGCCCUAAAGGGGCCCAGACCAUGUUGGAAGAUAUCAUAUUCCACGCGACAGUAAAAGGGAAUCACCAAUUAGUGCAUUUUCUUUUGCGUCAUGUUCCUGAAGACUUUUCAGCACUAUCCGCCGCGGUUAGAAAUGGUGAUCGUUCGAUGAUUGACCUCAUGUUAGGUCGUGGGUCUAGUGUGACCGAACCAGUACGACAGAUGAACGAAAGCCUCGGUCGUUUUCGGGUGGAUGAAGCUGAUGUUAUCCCAACAACGCCAUUGGCAGAGGCAAUCAGAUCACAAGACGAGCAUCUGGUUGAAGAAUUAGAAGCUUUAGGAGCUCUAGACAGUCUGAAGGAUCAUCUACACUUUGUCGCAGCCAUAUAUGCUACAGCUGAAGCAGCGAUAGAGAAGAAUCAUACCAAACUUGCCGUUGUGCUCAUCAACGCUGGAUCCGAGAUCGACCCAGAUUCGGAUACUAACAACCCACUGCUGGAAGCUUUGAAACGACGAAACAGAGUCGUUGCCAAUCGAAUAUUGGAGGUAGCUACGCCUCCAUUCUCCUUCUCGUCCAGGGCUUCUAUUCUCGAAGCUGCAGUACGCUGGGGGGAUACGUCGAUCAUCAAAGACCUGGUGCUAAUGGGUUGCUGUGUUGGUGGUGGACCACUGGCACUAGCUGUUGAGCUCGGCGGUGUGCACUUGGUCCAAUUACUUCUUGAACAUGGCACUCCGCUUGGAGAUACGGCGCUUCUGAGCGCGUGCAAAAAGGGCGACGAGGCAAUGAUUCGGUUACUGCUCGGUCACGGAGCUAGCCCAGGUGACGGCAGUGCCCUACUCUGGUCUAAGGACAACAAUCCGCGGGCUUUCAAUACUCUAGUGGAAUCAUUCAUGAAAUCAUAUCUGAGGUGCGAUGAAUAUCUGGGGGGGAUAGCUCUGAUCAGUGCUAUAGAAACUGAUGCGCACGAGCUAGUUGACGUUAUUCUUACAGUGAAUCUCGAGGCAGCAAAGGCUUUUACCACUCACCGUGGCAUGGAUCGUACAGCCUUGGGUGUCGCUAUCUCUCAUCAAGACGGUAGUAACUUCUACGCUGUUGAUCAACUUCUGCGCCGUGGGAUUGGUGUGAACAGCAUUGUGCAAAGGCCCUCACGCCGCGUGGAUGCCGAGAUUAUUGGCACUGAGAAUUGUUCAUAUGGCCAUUAUCAUUUCGCAAAUGGCUAUCCAAAAAUACUGUCAUCGCUAUCUACUGCAUUAUUAGCUGCGAUCGGUACUAAGAACGAGAAAUUGGUCGACUUUCUCAUCGAACACGGUGCCGACAUAAAUCAACCCGCGCGAAGGGGUGUGAGAUAUACUCCUCUUCAGUACGCCUGCGUUGUUGGAAGGUUCAAGAUAAUUGCAGGACUCGUAGAACAUGGGGCAGACAUAAAAGCACCACCGGCUGAAAAUGGCGGAGGGACUGCUUUGCAGUUUGCCGCGAUCAGUGGAAGAAUCAAGAUUGCCCAAUUCCUCCUGGCCCGAGGGGCCGACCCGAAUGAGCCAUCGGCCCCUAUGAAUGGGCGCACAGCUCUUGAGGGGGCAGCGGAACACGGUCGUUUGGACAUGAUAAAGCUCCUUUUUGAAACAGCCAAGGGGGCAUUCACCCAGGAAUCGCUUAUGCGUGCGAAUCUUCUUGCUAGGGACCGAGGGCACGCUGGCUGUUCGAGCUUCCUAGCACUUCUAUCUAAUAGGCUUGAAGGGUACCGGGCUAUUAUGUAG
Clonostachys byssicola is the source of this 2811-nucleotide messenger RNA. The record is from the annotation of a GenBank genome assembly. NCBI's taxonomy places the organism in Eukaryota, Fungi, Ascomycota, Sordariomycetes, Hypocreales, Bionectriaceae.